Molecule: messenger RNA, 6050 nt
Organism: Microplitis mediator
Lineage: Eukaryota; Metazoa; Arthropoda; Insecta; Hymenoptera; Braconidae
Gene: ClC-a
Product: chloride channel protein 2
Exons: 8
Coding region: 567-3419 (950 amino acids)
Biological process (GO): chloride transport; transmembrane transport
Cellular component (GO): membrane
Molecular function (GO): voltage-gated chloride channel activity
Source: RefSeq, a predicted model, not a curated record
UUACGCCGUGCAGACGUCGACGUACGUCGAGACGCUUUAAGCGUCAAUGUGCGCUAAUUAUUUUUUUUUUUAAUUAAUUGAUAUUAUGAUAUUUUUUAUCUGUGAUUAUAAAUUUAUUUAUUUGCUGAUACUUAAAAUCUUAAAUUAUUAAUUUUUAUAAUUAAUUUUUUAAAAUAAUAUUUUUCUGUGUUAAGUUUUUUAACGAUUUUGUGAUUAAAGUGAUUAAGUAAAGAAGUAUAAUAAUGAUAUUAUUUUAUAUUACGAGAAAUCAUUUUAUGUAUUACAAGAUUUGAUAAGGUUUCACAUAAAUUUUUUUUUUAGUGUUUGUUCAAAUUGACUUGCAUAAUAUAUAUGUAAAUAUAUAUUAAGCAAUCACGAUAAUAUCGAUAGGCAAUAAUUUCUUUUUUUUUAAUCAUGUGAUUUUUUAAAUAUUUGAUUUAAGUUUAAUAAAUUUUGAAUAAUUAAGUCACUAAAGAUAAAAUUAAUAUUUUGAAAUUUUUAAUUAAAUAAAAUAUAUAAAAAUUUGAAUUUUUUAUAAAAUAUAUAAAUUAUAAGUUUUUAUAAAAAUGGCACCAAAUUUAAUUGCUAAACAUGAUCGUCAUGCUUGGGGGUAUCAAGAUACAUUAAUGUAUGGUCGCUAUACGAAAGAUUUGGGUGAAUUUGCUAAAGAAGAAGCACGAAAACUUAAAUCACACGAAAAAGCGCGUAGAAAACUGGAUAAAGUUAGAGCUGAAGACUUACGCAAAUCAAGACGUGGUCCGUUAUGUCGAAAAGCUGUCGCGUUGCUGGCAUGCAUUUGGAAACAUACUGGAGCGAGGUUGGGUGAAGAUUGGGUUUUUUUGGCAUUGCUGGGAAUUAUUAUGGCAUUAAUUAGUUAUGCGAUGGAUCGUGGAAUCUCAAUGUGUAAUAACGCCAGGAUAUGGCUGUAUCAAGACUUAACAACCCAUCCGGCAUUACAAUUCCUAGCAUGGGUAUCACUACCAGUCUGUUUGAUCCUCUUCAGCGCGGGAUUCGUUCACAUCGUAGCUCCUCAGAGUAUCGGGUCAGGAAUACCCGAAAUGAAAACUAUUUUACGAGGGGUCGCCUUGAAAGAGUAUCUGACCUUCAGAACACUAGUUGCCAAAGUUAUCGGGCUGACGGCAACCUUGGGAUCCGGAUUACCCCUAGGCAAAGAGGGUCCAUUUGUCCACAUAGCCAGUAUUGUAGCGACCCUGUUAUCAAAAUUAGUGACAAGUUUCCAGGGAAUUUACGAAAACGAGAGCCGUAACUGCGAAAUGUUGGCUGCUGCCUGCGCAGCCGGGGUCGCUUCCUGUUUCGCGGCACCAAUCGGCGGUGUUUUGUUCAGCAUCGAAGUAACCACUGUUUACUUCGCCGUACGUAAUUACUGGCGGGGUUUUUUCGCGGCUGUAUGUGGGGCAACAAUGUUCCGAUUACUGGCGAUAUGGUUCCAGCGCGAAGAAACGAUAACUGCGAUGUUCGCUACUAAUUUUACGAUGGAUUUCCCAUUCGAUCCGCAAGAAUUGUUCAUUUUUGCUUUAAUUGGGGUCGGUAGUGGGCUCGGAGGCGCUUUUUACGUUUGGUUACACCGUCAGUAUGUCAUAUUUAUGCGUAAAAACAAAAGCAUGAAUUUAUUUUUGCAAAAAAAUCGUUUUUUAUACCCGGGUAUCGUGUCCCUAUUGGUCGCGUCCGUGUCCUUCCCGUUGGGACUCGGUCAAUUUAUGGCGGGUGAACUGAAUACGCAUAAUCAAGUUCAGGGUUUGUUUACUAAUUUCACAUGGACUAAAUCUAAAUUAAGUGUCGAGGAAAUGAGUGUAGUAAAACAUUGGUCGACACCUUACUCUGACGUGUUUGUCGGGCUUUUUAGUUACGUUUUAUUUACAUUCGUAUUCUCAAUUAUUUGCUCGACGGUUCCCGUACCUUCGGGUAUUUUUAUUCCGGUGUUCAAAAUUGGGGCAGCUUUGGGACGGGCUGUUGGAGAAGCAAUGGCACUUGGAUUUCCCAAUGGUGUUCGUAUUGGUGCAUUCAAUACUCCUAUUACACCAGGAGGGUAUGCAACAGUAGGUGCAGCAGCAUUUUCAGCGGGAGUAACUCAUACAAUAUCUGUAAGCGUUAUUGUUUUUGAAAUGACUGGGCAAAUAACUCACAUCGUUCCUAUAAUGAUUGCCGUGCUUAUAAGCAAUGCAAUAGCAGCAUUACUCCAGCCAAGCAUAUACGACAGUAUUAUUCUUAUUAAAAAACUACCUUAUCUGCCAGAUUUAUUACCAUCAAGUUCAGGAAUGUAUAAUAUUUAUGUAGAAGAUUUUAUGGUAAGAGAUGUUAAAUAUAUUUACCAUGGAAUAAGUUAUCAAAAGUUGAAAGAAACAUUAAAAGAAAAUCGUAAACUACGUGGAUUUCCAUUAGUCGAUAAUCCAGAUUCGAUGAUAUUAUUAGGAUCGAUACAAAGAUUAGAACUAAUAAAACUUAUCGAGAAACAAAUUGGUCGCGAAAGACGGCUUCAGGUAGCACAGAAACUUCAAAAAGAAGCUGAAGAACGCGCUAAAGAAGAAAUGGAACGUAAACUACGUGAUCCAGAACGUACAAGACGGCCAUCACGUUUCGAAGUUAUUCCAGCGCCGGAUAUCCUUAAAAUGCAGCGUCAGAGUAUUAAUGAUUUAACCAGCGCGGGAAAUGGAUCCGAUCAUCACACGUAUCAUACGCCGUGUUUUGGUACACAGCCAAAGAAAUCAAUCCUUAAGAAAACAAACUCGUUUACACUUAAAGGAUUCAGUCCAUUGGUUAGUCCAGCGAUGACUCCCUAUACGACAGUGACGGGAGCAGAAAGUAGAAUCAGGCUGGCGUUCGAAGCUAUUUUUCGUAAGUCAGCUACACUUCAGGAUGUUGAUCCUGAUCCGGAAGUUGGAAAUGUUAAUGUUACAAGCAGCGAUAGUGUUGAUGAAGCAAAUAUACCUCCACAUACUCCUAUGCUGGCGCCAAGUCCUGCUGCUUCAAAAAAAGUCCAAUUGCCACGUGAAAGAGUGAUUGAUAUGUCACCCGAGGAUCAAAAACGAUGGGAAGAAAGUGAAAUGUCAUCAGAAGUUGAUUUUUCACGAUGUCACAUUGAUCCAGCGCCUUUUCAACUGGUGGAAAGAACUUCACUGCUGAAAGUCCACAGUCUCUUCAGUAUGGUCGGUGUUAAUCACGCCUACGUAACAGCCAUCGGUAGAUUAGUUGGCGUCGUUGCGUUAAAAGAGCUGAGGAAAGCAAUUGAAGACGCAAACUCGGGUAUACCACCAGCGCACGCAGAUAUUAAUCCAACGAUAUCUGUAUCCAGUUUAACUAAAAGUGAUGCUGAUACAGAGAUUAUCAAAGAUGAUGAUAAUUUAAAUUCAAUAGACGUUAUCAUUGAUGAUAAAUCACAUAAUAAGGUUGAUAAUAUUUAAUUAUAAAUAUUUUUUAAUGCAAAUGUUUAUAUCUUUAUCAUUUAAAUAAUUAUUUUAUUGUGAUAGUCUCGUCAAUUUUGAGACGUGACCAUAAAAAAAAUGUUUUUUUUUUAUUUUUAAUCAUUAUGAGUAAUUACGUAAUAUUUUUAUUUUUGUUCUUGGUUAAGUAGGAUUUUACGGCAGGCUCCGUAGCCCAAAUUAGAUAUUUAUUUUUAAUAAUUAUGUUUACUUGAAUUAUAUAUUUUACUAUAUAUUUAUUGAGCCGGAGAUUAUUUUUAAUGGUCACGAAUUUUUUUUUAAUUAAAAUUUUUUUUUAUGUUGAAAAAAAAUACUGAAAAAAUCACGGGGCAAAAUGGGACUGUUUAGAUAAAACGAAAAUAAAUGAUAGAUAUUUUUGUUAAGAUAAAAAAAUUUAUCAAAAAAAUAUUUAGUGAUUUUUGAUAAAUUUUUUAAAAAAUUGUGGCCCGAAGUCUGAUAAAAAUUUUGAAUGGAAGCUAUAGAAAUUAAUUUAUAUAUAAACUUUACAUACAUUUAUAGAUGGCUCUGAUUAAAAACUCCGAUUGAAUCCAAUUGGAAAAUUCUACUCGGAAAGUUCCGAAUAAACCCGAUUGGACUUUAAUCAGAAAUCGGAAAAACAAAUUAUUAUUUUCCGAUUAAAAUUUUAUCGAUACUUGGAAAACUCCCGAGCGGUUCGAAUUGUAAGUUUUUUCUGAUUGAAUCUGAUAGAAAUCCAAUCGAGUCUCAACCAGAUUUAAACGUAGUUUUUAAUCAGGGACAAGUCAAUUUAUAGCGGUCAUACUCCAUUUUGCUUAACCUCUUCCUAUAGUAAUAUUAUUUAUAAAAAAGCGUUUGAAGUUUGUGACCAAGGUUGUGCCAAUAUAAUCAAAUAUAACAAUAAAUAAAAACAAUAUAUAUAUAUUAACAAUCACAAUUUUUAAAAAGUAUAUAAAUAUCGAACAUUCCAUCUUACGUCUAAAUUAUUAUUUAGACAGCGAAAAAAAUAUAAAUAUCGGGAGAGAGCUGCUGCAAUUGUAACAAUAAGCACAGGUUCAAAAAUUAUAUAUAAAUUUUUUUUUUUUUUUUUUGUAAAUCAUGAAACUGAAGAAUUUCUAAUAAUUCAUGAGUUAUCUAAAUAAUUCUUAAAACUUUUCUUUAUUAUAAAUUUUUUUUAAUGGUCUUCAUAUUUUUUUAUAUAAUAAAAUAUCCUUUUUUUUAUAAAUAUGUAAAAAAUGAUAAUACUAGAUUUUUAUUAAUUGUUUUUUGUUGAUAUUUUUUUGUAAAUGAAAUGGCUCGAAGGACCAAAAUAUAAUUUUAGUAUGAGCUGUAAUUGUAACACAUUUACUGUACAUGCGCAUGUAGAUUGCGCACUAGACCUAACCUUUACCUGAGAAAAAUUGUUUAGAUCUAUAUAUAUGUUUUAGAUCAUCAUAGAUCUUGUUAGAUUUUAUGUUAUAUUUUUAGAUCAAUGGUGAUUUUAUGUUGAUAUACUUAGAUCAAUAUAAAAUAUACGUAUAUAGAUCAAGAACUUUUAGAUCUAAGUAGAUUUGAUUACCCUGAUUAAAAAAAAUGAUUUAAAAUGAUUUCACACGUUAAAUGUCCAUAAGAGACAGGAUUAGAAAUGAUUUGAAGGAUUAAGAAGUAUUUAAAAUGAUUAAAAAACAAAUCAUUUUAAAUACUUUUUAAUCAUUUUUUUUAAUCAGGGUAGAUUUUGUAGGCAGAUCAACAUUAAUCUAUGCAGAUCUAAGACGAUCUAAAUAGAUCAAUGAAGAUUCAAUAUUGGAAUACAUAAUCGAUGUAGAUCUAAGUAGAUCUAAUAGUAAAUGAAUGGAAUGAUAAAUUUAGAUCUUAUUUUAUGAGAUCUAAAAUCAUACAUUUGAUAUUCAUAGAUCUUUGAAGAUCAAUAGAGAUCUAAUAACGAACUUCAUGAAUUGAUACAUGGACAUUUAUGUAGAUCAUCAUCGAUCUGAAUAGAUCAAUUCAUAUCUAGCAAUUAAGAAAUAAAUUGAUCUAUAUAGAUCAUCGUAGAUCUAGAUCGAUCUUAGUAGAACAAAGCAGAUCUAAUAAUGAACAAAAUAAAUUGAUAUACAGAGAUCUAUAUAGAUCAUCGUAGAUCUAAGAAAAUUAAAUUAUCAACGAUAUAAAUUAAUAUUCGUAGAUCUCAUAAUAUCUGCCGAUUUCAAAAGUAUAAUAAAUUAUUAUAAAAAGAUCUAACCUAUUACUCCGGGUAUAAAUCAAUCUAAAUACUGUUUCGUAACUCAUAAUAUCAGUGCAGCUACAACUAUCAUAAAUAUUAUAUAAUGAUUUUAAUUUCUAAAAUAAAAAAGUUAAAAUAAUUUAUAAUAAAUUUUGAAUCAUUGAAAUUUCAUUUAUUUUAUGAAAAGAAGUACAGUUUUACUCAUUAAAAAUAAUUAUUUUACAUCAUGUUACAAUUACAGUCUAACGAUCAAAAUGGCAGCCCUUCGUCGCCAUUCUAACAUCAAACUAAUGAAUAAAAAUUAUUUUUUUUUUUAUAAUCGCAGUGACUCUCUCCUAUUAGUUAACAAAUUGAACUGAACAAAUUGAUAAUGCAUAAAAUGUACAUAAUAAAUUAAAUAAAAUUGUUAAUUAGUCGUAUAUAUAUAUAUAUAUAUA